AUGGUUCUGAAGUUCAGUUGGAUUUUUCCGAUAAUAAUCAAAGGAUCAAAGCGAUUGUUAAAAGAAGAAGAUCUAUAUGAGACUUCAAAAUAUCACACUUCAGAAUAUCUAGGGGAUUUACUUCAGAACGAAUGGAGUAAAGAACUGAAGCGAACAAAUCCAAGCAUACUGAAAGCUUUGUUACGAUUUGUUGGAUGGAAAUAUCUAAUAAUAAUUUUACUUGCAAUUAUCAAGGCAAUUAGACUGAAUCCUUUCUGCCUAGAGAAGUCAAACGUUGGACAAAUGGUAAAUCUUCUAGCAAAUGAUGUCAGCAAAUUUCAUAAUGCAAUUAGACUGAAUCCUUUCUGCCUAGAGAAGUCAAACGUUGGACAAAUGGUAAAUCUUCUAGCAAAUGAUGUCAGCAAAUUUCAUAAUCUUAUAUUUGCUCCAAUUGUCAUACCUAACUGGGUUGAUGAACAAGCUAUACGCAUGACGACAUAUUACAGAGAGAAAGAUUGUCAUCUUUCCAAAUAUGCUAAAAAAGUCGAUGGACUGAGUAAUCAAUCAGAAGCUGCUAGUUUGGGAGACAAAAGAUUGAACUUAUUAAAUGAGAUGAUUACUGCUAUGAGAUUAAUUAAAAUGUACACUUGGGAAUUGGCAUAUACCAAAUUAAUAGAAAAAAUCAGAAUAAAAGAAAUGAAAAAAGUUGAAUUGUUUUUGUAUACAAGAGGAAUAUCAGUAAUACUUGCAUAUCCUGUAUCGAAAUUAUUUAUUUCAUUGACAUUUCUUGCAUUCUUUUUGAAUGGAGGACAAUUAAAUGCUGAAAUUGUGUUUGUCACUAUGAGUUUUUCAGUGUUUAUAUUUACCAGCACUUUUAAUUUAUUUUCUCAAGCAAUGAAUUUAGUUGCAGAAAUUUUGGUUUCAUUGAAGCGAAUUCAGAUCUAUCUAAAAAUAUCUAAUAUAGUAGAAAUAUCUUCAGAUGAAUAG
This is a messenger RNA of Centruroides sculpturatus (bark scorpion), 966 nucleotides long. Its product is annotated as multidrug resistance-associated protein 4-like. The transcript has 9 exons. Bases 1 to 966 code for a protein of 321 amino acids. Gene Ontology annotation, molecular function: ATP binding; ABC-type transporter activity. Gene Ontology annotation, biological process: transmembrane transport. Lineage: Eukaryota; Metazoa; Arthropoda; Arachnida; Scorpiones; Buthidae. The record is from RefSeq and is a predicted model, not a curated record. Gene Ontology annotation, cellular component: membrane.